CUCAGGGACACGCAGCAUGAAGUCGGUGGCCGCCCUCCUGCUGGUGGGGAUGCUCAUCCUCUGGACAGAGAUGCCGACAGGCAGCGCCUGGUCCUGCCCACCCGUCCGUAUCACCUGCGCCUUGCUCAACCCACCAAACCAGUGCUACAGCGACAGGCAAUGCCCGCGGUACAAGAAGUGCUGCCCAUCCUUCUGCGGGAGGAGAUGCCUCUCACCCCGGCCUGCCCUCCCCGUCUCCUACGCGUGAGCUCCUGCUCCCAGGACAGAUCGAGGACCUUCUCAGCAUCCCCGUGCCACCCUGGCACCAGCCAGCUGCCCACGCCUCCGCUAAGGCUUGUCCUGCCCGAUGCCAGCUCCUGGGAGGAUGGGGACAGCCACCAUGCUCAGAGACCACCCCGGCUCCAGGACCACCCUGCUCCCAGGCUGCCGCAUGGUGUCACGUGCUGCCCGCUCGCCCUCUCCCUCCGCUUCCCCGCUGCUCUUUUAACAAAUAAAAGAACUCGUCCUAGG
Molecule: messenger RNA, 510 nt
Organism: Chroicocephalus ridibundus (black-headed gull)
Lineage: Eukaryota; Metazoa; Chordata; Aves; Charadriiformes; Laridae
Product: caltrin-like protein 2
Exons: 3
Coding region: 17-247 (76 amino acids)
Cellular component (GO): extracellular region
Molecular function (GO): peptidase inhibitor activity
Source: RefSeq, a predicted model, not a curated record